AAGGUUGCGACGCAUAGUAUCCCAUUUCCACAGGAAGGAACCGUUUGCAUGUCAGCCGACUGGAUUUCGAAGUUUUUAAUUGUGGAUUGUUCUGUAUUUAGUGAAAGGAAAAUAGUUAAAGGAUGACAGAAGAUAUCUUUAAAGCACCUAAAAACAGGAAACCUCUUGGAAGACCAGAAUAUGAGCAUACUGGUAGUUCGCCUCCAAAGAAAAAGAAAACCAAAGAAGAUUUUUAUGCUUUUUGCACCAUGAUUUUGGAAUAUACGCAGUAUGAAUCACAUAAACAUGAUGAAUUGAGAAGUCAGCAUAACGCCAGUCCCUUAGACAGCAGUGGGAGUACUGCAGAUAGUUAUACAUCAGACACAACCCUCUCCGCAGGCAGUCCCAGUCAUCUUUCAAUGGGUCCAGAUAUGCCUGAUUCAGAUGAUGAGUCGUACGAGUUGAUAACCUGUUUCUGUAUGAAACCCUAUGGAGGAAGACCAAUGAUUGAAUGUUCGGUGUGUGAAACAUGGAUUCAUCUGUCUUGUGCUAAAAUUCGUAAAAACAAUAUCCCAGAAACAUUCGUCUGUAACAAUUGUAGAGACAAUCGCUUCACAAAGAGGAAGUCAUCACGGACAAGAAUUGAAAACAACAAAUUUGUUGUGUAGUUUAUAAUAGUGCUAUUGUUUUGUUUACUAUUAUACAUGUUAUACAUAAGUUUUAUGUUUUUUUAAAUCAAAUCACCAUAUUAAUGUCUUUAAUGGAAAUUUAGUUCAUCUGCUCUAUACAAUUUGUUUUUGCAGUACAUUCUCAAGAUUUUCAAACUAUCUUGUUACAAAUAAAAACAUUUUUAUGUUUAUUAGAUUGAGCAACAAAUUGAAAAUGUUAACAGUUACAAAAAUAAGUGGUUAUUGGUAUAUUUAAAUUUGUUUAUGUGUUAUAUAUCGUAUGUCUGUCUAAAUCUUAAUCAAAAAGAAAAUUAAAUUCACGUUAAAGACGUAAUGUGGUGAUUUGUUUAUUGUGCUGAGAAUAUAUCUAAAUCCAUAUAGAAAUCUUCAUCUUGGUAUACCACCAGAAAACGUGGACAUUGAAUAGUUUCUAAAUUUUUAGACUGCCUCAAUUAUUUUUUUUAGAAAACAAAAAAAGUUUUUAGUCAUGUUACUAAAGCAUUUAAAAGUAUGAAAGAUCUGAUAAAUAUUAUGUUUAUAUUAAAAAAAUUGUUAUUAUAUUUUUAUGCACACAUGAUUUGUGAAUAUAUCCUAUAAAAUUUGGUGAGAUGAAUAGUUCUUAAGUCCAUUAAAAUUUGAUUUGUCCAGUCAUUGGGGGUAUACAACCAGAUGUUAGAUUUUCAUAUUUUAAUAAUGUUUCUGUCAGAGCUCAGAUUAGGGAGAAAUCGAGGGUCAAGGCAGCUAUUUUUGUGUUCAUUUGAAUUAUUUCAUUUGACAAAAUAAUUGUGUAUAGAAAAAUGAUAUCAUCAAAUUAAUUAUAAAAUAUAUUAUAUAAGUGAUAAGCUAUUUUUACAUGUACAUAAAGUUUCUAUAAUGCCAGUAUAUUGGGAUCUCCUAAAUAUCUGAAAUCUUGACCUAGAUAUAUUUUCAAGCACUUUUUGUCUUUAAUGGUUUAUAAAUGUCUUAUUGAUAUGGUUUAUCCUCAUUUCUUACAAUGAUUUGGUAUGCAGGGAUCACCAAAGGCUAUUUUAGGGUGACGCUCCUUCACCCUAAAUUUUAAGCCCCACUCUUUAUUUACUUGGUAUCAACCUUAAAUUUUUGGAUCAUAUGAAGUUUAAAAAAUCAUUAUUUAUCAGUAUAGAUUUAAUAAGUGACUUAUAAUAAUCAACUUUUUAAUUUUUGUCAUAGUUUAGGAUACAUAUACACAUAUAUUUAUAUGUAUAAAUAAAAGUAUUGGAAAUGGGUUAAAUUUCAUUAUAAAUAUUAAUUGAAAUGAUUAUAUUUUAAGCACCACUCUUGAAAAUUUAUCUGUGGUGAUCCCUGGUAAGGUAUGAAUAGAUCAGUUAUGAGAUUUGCACAGUGUCUCCCUGAUGAAGAAAAGCCUUAUUUUUGUAACAAGUGUGGGUCAACUAUAUCAAGACAUGUAAACAAAUCCUGCCAAUUGUCAAAGAAUUGUAUAGUUCCAGUUUUACAUUUGUUAUACUUUUAAAUGAUAUGAAUAAUGUUGAUAAUGAGAAUAUGUAUCUACUAUGUUAUGAAACAGUUUUGCCAUUGCAUUGAAGAAAAGAAAAAAAUAACCAAUAAAAUUAGUAAACCAAGUUCAUUUUCCUUGUUUGAAUAAUUGAUCUCAUUAUAAUACAGCAGUCAAAACAGGUUGUAUUUAUAUUGAAACAACACCAAUCAAUGUUAAAUCAACAUAAUUACAACCCAUUUAAUCUGCCUGGAAUGAUUGAGUUUAAAUUUCAAUUCUGAUACCUGAAGUUUCAUAAAUGUAAACAUAGCACAUCCAUUUUAGAGAGAAAAAAAAACGUAAAAAUGUCAGUACUUAAAAAAGAAAGACUGGUAGACUUAAAUUUUUUAUUAUAUAUAGAGAAACAUGUCAUAUAUGCAAGGGCAGCUUUUCAUCGUACAAAAUACUGUUUUCUUUUAGAUUUCUAAAUUUAUCAACAUGAAAUUGUAAAUAGUGAAACUAGUACCUCAACAUUCCUGAGAAUGAAUUGUACAAAUUUCUUUUGUAAAUAAGACUUAAAUAACAGUAGAUAUAUUUUACUAACUUAAAAUUUCCAUUGUUUGAAAAUCAUUAUGCAAUUGCAAAAAAAAAGCUUUCGGUAGUCUUUCAUCUUUGUGUCUCUUAGAUAAAGAUUGGUUUCUUUUAUAUGUAAUAAAUUCAUCAUGAUAAUUACUUAUAUCAGUCUAGAACAUCUAUGUACUGAGUCAAAAUUUGAUCAUUUGUCAGAUUGUGCAUUGUCUGCUUGGAGUUUUUAAUGUCAUUCAUUGUCAUUGUUGAUAUCUUGCAUUUUAUUUAAAGCAAGUAACUUUUAAAUAUUUUUUUGGAAAUAGUUAAAUAUAAUUUAUAUCUCAAAUAUUUAACAACUACAUCAUGUCAUUGUUAACACAUUCAUUUAAUAAAUUCAUCAUUGACCGUAAGUUAUUGGAGUCAGACAUUUAAAAAUGCCAUUGUUUUUGGUGCAUUAGUGUUUUCUUAGUUUCAGAUGAUUGUAUUUAUAUAAACAUUAUAGGAAACUGUGAAUGGGAAAAAAUUUUUAUUCAAGCAUUGGCUUCACAGAAUUCAGAGUCCAUGUAAGAGUAUAAAACCCAAAAAAUCAAAUUUUCAGUCUUAAAAUUUUAUAAAACUGAUUGUAAAUACAUAUUUCUAAAGCAAUCAUAAUAUUGAAAGGUCACAUACUAUCAAGGACAAAAGAAAAUGUUUUAACCAUUUAUCUGAUUGUAUAAAACUCUUGGCAGACUAGUGGUACAUCACUUUGUUGCAUUGUAUUUUUACAUGAGGCAUUGGAGUAUUUUACAAGAUUUUAGUAUUUGUUAAGUUUUGUUUUUGAACGUUAUAAUUUAUUAUUUUAAAUUGAAUUACUGAAGAGUAAGGUUUCUAGAAACGUGCCUGUUUGUGCCAGUUUGUCAAUGUACUUUGAAAUUAAAAAAAAAUACACAAAAUUUUCAAGUUUCAAUUUCAAAAGUUUUUUAACAAGCAAGGAAUAAGAUCAAAAUUAAAACGUAUGAACAUAGCAUAUUUUUUAGUAUCAUUUGUUUACAAAGUAACUUGAAUGUCUGUCAAUAUGACAGUAUACAAGUUUCUAUGAAAAAAUUAAAAGAUAAAAUGAACACCUUACUAUUCAUUAUUGACAAAACCUAGAGAUAUUAUACAUUUUGUAUAAAAUUUGAAAAAAGUUUUAGCAAAACUGUUGUAAAAAAUGUGAAUAAAAUUAUACAAAUCAA
Molecule: messenger RNA, 3878 nt
Organism: Mytilus californianus (California mussel)
Lineage: Eukaryota; Metazoa; Mollusca; Bivalvia; Mytilida; Mytilidae
Product: PHD finger protein 13-like
Exons: 5
Coding region: 123-647 (174 amino acids)
Source: RefSeq, a predicted model, not a curated record